UUGCCAGUUCUGCUAUUGCUUAGGCAAGGAAAAGGUUUUGUUAUUCUGUUGUUUUUGUGGUUGUUAUGCUUGGACAUUAUAUUGGACUGCGUUUUCUGCAAGGCGAGAAGCAGCACUUGACUUUGAGCUGGUGAUCAAAGGGAUGCUUGCUAUUGUCUCACAAGAUGUGUGGCUUUUAUUUAUUGUUAUUGUUUUUUCCUUCAGGUUAAUUGUAUUUUCCAUGGACUUAGAAUACUUACUGGGUGCAUGCUGGCCAAGCAAAGAGAAUGAACCCAGUGCUGGCCAUGUAACUUUUGUAGUAUCUGAGGGCUCGUGUACUUCAGGUCUCUGAGAGCAUGAGCUGGGGAACAAGGUUGGUGGCUUCGUAAAGCCUCUUAAAACCAACAAGAGUUUAGAGGACAGCACAAUCUCUGAGGCUGAGCUUCCUGUGAACCAUAAUGCUGUUAGCACUCUCGUCUGGUUCUGGUUUUGUGUCUAUUGUCCACCAACUGGAUUUCUUAGGAGCAGUAUUUGUGUGCCUGCUUGAAGAGGAGGUAAGAACAGGGCGCACAACUUGUACUACCUGGCCUGUGUUUUAUCUUCAGUCCUUUUACCAGCACCAUAUUAUCUGGUGUCACUUUGUAAGGGUGCCGUAAGCUUCAGACACUCCAGGUAUUCCAACAAGUUGCAGUCAGAGCAUUCCCAGACUUAUUCUGGAAUACAGCACAAGCUUGGAGGGAUCAGACAAUCUCUCUGUUUAUCAUCCUAGGCUUAUACCUUAUACCACAACUUCUCCAUCUGUGAGAUAUUAGUUGUUCUGAAAACUGUUGACAAUGUGAGAGCUAAAUUCAAAGACUCAUUAAUGCAGGAUACAUUUAGGGAGCAGGAAGAAAGAAAAGACCAGUGAGCAAGUUCUGUGUCUUGAGCAGAUGAACAUAGGUGGGGAUUUUUCUUCUAUUUUUUUCAUAUUUUUAUAAGUUUGUUCAAUGUGUAAAGGUCAUAUAUGGUAAAGUCCCAUAUACCUGCUCUCCUCUGCCAUACUUCAGGUGAUGUGUGCUUGUUUUUAAGCAAAAAUAAAACAAUAAAAAUAAACAUUUACUUCACUUCCUUUUAUCAUUGUACCUUAGUCACCAAGCUGUUUGAUUCCUCUGUGUCCCUGCUGCCCGGUACCACUAUUGAGUUCUAACUGGACUCAGAUUUGCCUAGAGAAGCACGGUGAGAUUGCUACCCAGAUAAUGCACGGAGGAUUGGGAAGGAGAUGGGACGAAUGGGAGUAUGAAAGCAAAUGGAAUUAGAUUUUCUCUUCCCUGCCCCCACACUGCACUCUCCCUAGUUGUGUUUCUGUGUGCUCCUUAAUCUAAUUUAGUUGCAAAGUGCUCUCUAGAGUAACUGGUCUGUAGUAGGUGGGGAGGGUUAGGCUGCAGAUGCCCAAAGUGAUGUUAACCAUCAGCCCUGAGCAAUAAUAUUGAGGAGGUGAAGCACCCUUGCAGCAGCUUCACGCUGGCAGAAAAAGUAGAAAACUCUGCUCUAGAAGACAUUGUUGCAGAGCCGCUCUGAAGCUGUGCCUGGAAGAAAUCCCAAAUGCUGAAUAAAGAGAAGAGAGAUUUUCAUAUAUUUUAAAACUUUUCUUUUGUUUCUCUCUCUUUUUUUUUUUUUAAUUAAGAGCUCAAUCUUUCAUUUCACCAGGGAGAUUAUUUCAAGCCAACAACGUAGAUUCUUCUUUCAUCAUUCUCUUUCAGUUCUUUUAUAUGUGAGGAGUAAAAUUCCCAGAUAUGUAACACAAUCAUCCCGUAUGCAUCUUUUCAUCAUUUGGUUCUGAGGCACAAUAUAAAAUAUAUGUAGGAGAAGGAGGUCACUCUCUUUUUCUGGAUGCAUUUUUUUUUUAAUUUAACUUUCAGUCAUAUUCAUUUUUUAAUAGACACUUUCUGCUCAGGUGGGUUCCGUGCACUUUCCUAGAGUUUCAUGUAUUACCUUACAUUAUGGAAAAUACCAUAAAAAUACUUGCCAUUUUUACAUCCACCGAAAUUCAUAACCUCAGUCUUGCUUGUUAGCUAUUCUGAAACACUGUGAAUUAAUUGCCAGUAAUACAGAUGGUGGACUUGGAUUUUAGGAUGUUGUGAUGUGUUUUUUGUUUGUUUGUUUUAAAAAUCUUUGACACUCUUAUUUUUGGCCAGUUUUCUGUAUUGAAAACACUCUUGAUUUUAAAAAAGGGAAAGGCCAGCAAUUCCACGGAACAAAAUCCACUAGAAAGUUUAUUGACACAGAUUUUUUAUUUUAUUAUUUUAUGUCAAUUCACUGAUGUCAACCAGUAUGGAUUUUUUUUUUAUUUUUAUUUUUGAUAUCAAGAGUCAAGGAGCCCCUUAGCAGGCAGAUAGCAUAGGCUGUUGUUGAAAAUGUUUCCUUUUGAUUUUUUGAGAGAUUAGUUGAAACCCUGACCCUCUGAUAUACCUAAUGUGGGAUGCUAAUGCUAGCACGAAUGGUAACUCACAUGGCAGGAUAGAGACAAAAGAUGGUUGGAACCAGAAAGUAUGUAAGGAAGCAUCAGCAACAUUUUUUUCCUGCGUCAGCAAUUAGAAAAAUUAGUUGUUUUCAGGAGUCUCAUUACUCAAUAUUUCUCUGAGAGUUGUAGAAAAUAUAGUUUGAUGUUUACUCCUUUGGACAGGUAGAGCAGAUGUGUAUCAGCCAUGUGGCCAUUUGAUGUCCAAUGUGUGCUGAGAGCUUCUUACAGCUGGUCUGGAGUCUGUUACUUUGGCUGCCAUCAGCAUUUCCAGCAUCUGUAUCAGAGUCAACAGCCUGGUUAGCAGGAGGGACGCUGGCUAUUAUGAUAAUCAGGGCAGACUGCCAGUGCAAAAAGCUAUUUUUUUCCAGAGGUUUUUGUUUCAAAUGCUUGUAAGUGAGGACAGAAAAAUGAAGGGAAAGAGAGGCAGCUUGACAAAUUUCCCAGAGAAGAUGCUGAUUUCUUUACCAUUUCUCCAAGCCCCCAAUACCCGUGCUCUCCUGUUUGAAGGGUGACAAAUACUGAAAACAGAUCACAGCUCUUAACCAGUAAGGCAUGUCUGACCUGAGAUUUCCAGUUUCUCAAGGGAGUGCUGACAGUGAUAGCGCACAAAGUAUUCCUGGUCCAUUACCCUUAGUAUGCAGCACCAAAAAAAUAUUACUUACAUAUUUACUGAAAAAUAACUUGGUCACAGGCGGCAGGAUUUCUGGGACUGUGAAACUCCUGAGGUCCCUUUCCUAGGGAAUGAAUCUUAAUUUUGUUCAAAGCUGUGAAGUUUCAAUGGGAGAGAUCACAAGAUGCCUGCUUGUUUGUGGUACUUUGCCAUCAAGUGAAAAUGUAGGAAUUCAUGUAGCCGAGGAAUUUAUGAACCUGGAACUUCCAAAUUUAUGAACCUGAGACUUCCAAAUUUGGGUGAAUGAACUAAUACUGGAGAAAAGAAACGGUGCUCCUCUUCAUUGUUAUCCUUUUUGUGACUUUCAUUUCUUUAUUUUCUGGUUCUGUUCAAUGCUCACCAGAAAGCUGCUGUAUUGCUUCACCCAGACAUAUUUCCUCUCCAGGCAGAGAUCAGGGAUAGCCAAGCCCCCUACGUGCACCAGUGCUUGCAGCCGUAAGGUUCCCUUCAGUUGUCUAAAUGAGGCUUCAUCUACUUUCUCUUCUUGAUCAGUCGGUAGCAGACAACCACCAUGAUGUUACUUGUGUUAGUUAUUGCUCAUCAGUUAUCCAUCAGCAGUGGCCAUCUCAUCACCUGCUCCAAGGAGAGCUUCAUGCAGACCGAUCAGUAGUCGGUCUCUUUAUACUCUAGGUCACCCCUGAUAGUAUUUCUGGUGCUCCCAUGAGUGAGCAGCAUGGGUUAAUAGUCAGGACACACAGACCUUGGCACUCUGUCCUUAUCAUGCCAAAUCCAGGCUUUCAACAAGCCACAAAGUUCCUGAGACAUCAAGUCAGAUGGGGCACGCAUUUCCUGCAGGAAGGGGUCUUCAGUGACCGCCACACAUAUUUGCUUCCUGGUACAAACAUUUUCGUCAGGCUCAGAUGGCUGUGAGGUCUCCUUGACAGGCCUUGUCACUCCUCCCCUGCUCCCAGGUAACUCUCUUCUGCAAUAGCAGACCCACGUGUGGUGCAGGAGCCUCCUGCUGCCAGCUCCCAUCCUUUUGGGAGCCUCCAUGCGUUUUUCCUUUGAACGUAGCUGCAUGCUGUCACUUUUUCCUUGCAUUGCAAGGGUUUGGGAUCCUCACUUUCAGAGGCUCUGUGAAGGCUCUUGGUCUCUUGUUCACCCUUCUGGAUGCUGUGCAGUCUGCUCACCUCCUUCCCCACCUCACCAGAACUCCUGCAUUUGACAACUCUGGACCUGCAUCAAAGCAUUUGUCUUACACAUGAGGCCACUGCAGAGGCACCAGGUGGAUGGACCAGGUUAUCCUCGUCUAUAUGCACGAGUGCUUCAGAGAACACUGUUCAUGAUCUUACUUUCCCCUAGAAAAAAUGCACAGGCUUUUCCUAGUUGCAUCCCAACUGGCCAUAUCCCUAAUGAUUUCAUCAUUUAGGAGAAUUUCAAGCAUUCAUUCUGUUGUGUGGGCUGUGAAACUGCAUGGUACUUCUUACAAAUUAGCACUGUACGUGCCAAAAUGAGAGAGAAUGCAAGGGGGACUGUAUCUGCCCAACUACAUGUACCCUGUCUGUAGAUAUCCAGAAGCAACUUCUUUAGGGCUGGAGGCAGGAUAGCAGAUGAGAUGUAUAGAGCCAGUGAAGCAAUUGUUAUGGUCCAUAUGGAACAGAGUAAAGAAUGCUACAAAACUUCAGUGCCUUUUUACAAAACCAGAUGAGACAACAGAGUUAAUAAUGCAUAUGAUACCACCCAUCCAGUUGUAAAGAGGGUAUUGCAGAUCUAAACAGUAUUCAGAAGAGGGUAAUGACAAGCUCACUUGGAGAGGAAUCAGAAAGAUUGUAAUUAGAACCUGGAAGAAGAAGAAUAAAGUAAAUGUUAUAACAGUCUGUAAAAUACUAUAAAGCCUUGAGAAGGGAGUAAGAGAGCCUCUGUUCUCUCUGGUUACACAGGAGCAAGAUAGUCAGUGAAACAGGUGAUAAACCUAAAUAAAUCCCAGUAAAGGGAUGCAUUUGUUCUUGAGGCAUCACUUGCUGCCACACAUAGUAUGCACUGGAUGAGUAUGCGUGCAGGGCAGAAACUGGUCUAAAUAGCAGCGAUGACACGGUGUGUGCUGUGAUAAAGAAAAGGACCGCACUGGAAAAAAUGCCAAAGGCUGUUAUAAAAUACAGGGAGGAGGUUAUAAAAUGGCAGAUGAAAUUCGGAGUAGGUAAGUGUGAAAGGUGAUGCUCGUGGUGUGUUUAGGAGGGAAGCAGUUCCAGUUCCCAUAUUGGUUAGUGGCCUCUGAGCUGACAGGUAGAGCUGAUAAGUGAAACCUUGAUGUUGUGGAAUAUCUAUGUCUUUGUGAAGCUAGGAUACUUUAAAUAGCAAAAGUCAUCAGGAAAGGAAUACAGGACAAAACGAAGGUCACUGUGGUGACACUUGAUGAUAUGCGUAUGGCUUUUCAGAGUUUUCAUAUUGUACCUGAGAAAACUUCAGACCUUGGGACUGAUCUGAGGUAGUCUGAGUACCUGUCGGCCUUGUUCUUGAAAAGAGCAUAUCUUUGUCUUGGUCACAGGAUGAUGGUAACAGCAGUUGCAGGUAUUGGGCCAUCUCUGCCACCUGUGACCAAAAGCAUUUGCUCUAGAGUGCUUUACUUCUUAGCCCCUUUACUCUGAGGCAUUUAUAGGGGCUUCACUUUGUGAGUGACUGUGAGAAAGCUAGCUCAGCGAGUAAAUAUAAAAUCUGUUUAGAAACAUUUAAAAAAUGGAGAUACGAGAAAGAACUGAUGUUGCCUUCCAUCCUGAUGGUGUUCCUCCAGAACCUUUGCACCCCAUUUUUACCUUUAUGGAAAAGAAAAUUCGGAAAUGUGGAGACUCUGAGGGGAGGUAGCUUGGGAGCAGUGUCAUCUAGGGUCAGUCAGAACUUUGUCCAAGCUACUGAGACGUAGGAAGUACUUUUUUCUUCCUUUAAUACUUAAAGCAAUGCCAUUGCUUCAUCCAAGGCCGCUAUCCUCUCUUUUUCAAACUUAUGCAGCCCCCUCCAGUACCCUUUUCCCCACAGGAUCUUCCCAGGAUUUGUGCAAUUACAUAACUUUGGUGGCAGGGGAGUGUAGUUUUUGAUAAAAUUAUGCUGAUAUGAGAUCUGUUUUCUUACCAGCAUGAGGGUUCCCGUCCAGGUGAGAUGGUACAGUUUGAAGCUGGCAUUUGUUUAACCUGUUCAUUUCUCAGUUUUUCAGUCAUGGAAGGCUUGGAGAUCUGUUUAAGAAGACAUGGGUUAUGGAGGGUAACUAUUACUUCAGCUCCAGUUAAUAACUGCUUCCAGAUGCAGAGGAUUCUCUUCUGAGAAAAAAAUCUAGUUUUUCCUUUGUGAUUUUUUUUUUUUGCCCCCCUCCCAUGAAAAUGUUCAUUUUGGGGUGAAUCCCAAGACCGUCCAUAACAAAUUUGACAUUAUGGGAUACAUGGACCUUUUCUAUGAAACUAACCAUUUCUUCUUCUAAAUACAGCCUUCUGCCAUGACUGAGGCAGGGAUGAGAAGAGUCUUCUUAUUCCCUGUAUUGUCCCAGUUGCACAACCGACCUUUGCAAUGCAGCAAUGAACUGUAAGCACUCAUUGCUGAGACAUAUUUUAGACAACAGAGCUAAAAAGCUAGAGAAUGGGUUGAAAGGUUGUCUUUUAAAAUUUUUGGAAGUAUCUUCUGCAGCAAGCGUACAAGAAAAAUCAUCAUCUCACCUUCAUUUUUACAGCAGAGGGUGUUCAAUACAGAGAACCAGGGCUGAGUAGAAAAUCUGAACUUGGAGGGGAACAGAGACAUGACAGAUAAUAUGAUGAGCAGCCCGUGCUCGUAUGCUGGAGGUGUGUGGAGUCAUGAAGGUCUUCAGUGCUAAUGUAGGUCAUUUUUUUGACAAUAACUCCUUCAUCAUUACUGGUCUUUGUUCAAGUCUGCUAGGCUUGUCGCUAAGGUGCCGUACAGACAGCGUUAUGCUUUUCCCCUCUCUGUGACACCCUGCCUUCAGCAACACAUUCUCCGUGGUUCCACAGAUAUUAAUUGAAAGUGAUGGAGGUUUUAGCAACUUGAUCUUAUUUAUUAGAGAACAGAGGAGAGGAGAGGCUUUGCUAUGUUUUUCCAGGAGCCUCUCUCUGCUUGCAGGAUCUGACACUGAGCUGUUAUGCUCAGCAAGCAUUUUUUUUUUUUAGCUUAGUCAGCUGCAGCCCAUUGAUUAGAUCUCGGUCUCCUCGUGGCUCAGACUGCACUGCAGUAGUUUGCAGUGCCUUGCUGAAAAUACCAUGCAUGUGCGAGGGCGGCUCUGUGAUUCGGUGGGUAGAGAGGAGAGGUUGUGGGCAGGGCGAUGCGUAGCCUGUGUAGACGAGCAUGAUGAAGGCUGCAGAAAUGUGUCAGCUAAUUGAUAUAUUUAUUUUCCAAGUGUCUGUGCACAGUGUUAAAAAUAGCCUUCACUGCAGUGAGCAAGGUAUUAGAAGAGGAGAGUAUGGUACAUUUUGCUAUAGUUUUCCUCCCUGCUGGAAAGUGAGCUAUAAAAUAACACAAAGGAUGUUAACUCCUAGAUCCUAAGACCCCAAAUAUUCAAACAUAGAAGUCCAGUAGCUUUUUCACGUACUUUUAACUUGAAAUGUAUCUAAGAGUAUAAUGUUACUGAUAAGAUUAACAGCUUUGCAGUAGAAUAAACAGAUCUGUGAAGCUGUAGUACUCAAAGUGCUAUAUUAGCUUAGGAAAGGACGUAAUUUUUGUCUUUAUAUUGUGGAAAAGGUAAUUGCAGAAAAGGCUGACGGCACAGCAUAGUCACAUUAAUUCACAUAGAGAUGGGAAGAAGGAAAAAAGCGGACCUAUGUCUUAAAAACAUUGCACAAUUAAUGUAUUAUGAAAGUGCCAUUUCUGUGGGAGUGAGUUAGUUACAGAAUGUUAUAGAACACUAAAACUAUAGGACAAUAUAGAAAAUUGUGUACAGGUUCUCAUUAUUACUCUUGUUGUUGGAGUACCAAAUUUGGACUUAAGAAGGGAGUUUGUGUUGUUUUAAAACAUUACAACUAUGCAGUUUAAAUGUACCAAUUCAAAAUCUGUUGGUGAGCAGGGACUUUUGUAUCUUGUCCAUUAGAACUUGCUGGUUUUUUGCUUUCUGUACCUGGAAGCCCUGGUGCAGUGACGGUGACCUCAGAUCACCUCUGUCAGGUUGUUGAUGGUUUUGUUUUUUGUAGCAGCUUUCUAGUCAGAGCUCUUGUACUACAGGGGUGAGGGGAAAGGGAGCAGUCAAGGCUCAAAUCCUAUACACGCCUGGAGGGCACUGAGAUCCUAUUUUCCAUUUCUGAGUACUGCCAUGCUGUAGGGGGCUUCAAAACACCUGAAUGUGUCAUUCCUUCCUUUCUGACUGGUGCUGUUCCAUUUGAAGCUCUGAUUAUUCUUCCCAUUGGACUACAGAAAGAGGAAAAGAAAGCUAUUGCUCUGCCCAGUGGUGAGGGAACAGGGGCUUCGCACCCUAGGCAAGUGAAUGUUGAGUUGGAUUGCAGGUCAAGUCUCCCCUACGUCAGGUAAGUGCGUUUGCUGCCAGGUUACAGAGUGCCUGUCACACACUUUCUCUCUUGGUAAUAAAUAUUAAAUUAUUCCAUGCACAAUGCAUCCUUUCCGACAUGGAUGUUCUCAGUCUUGCAUCUCAAAGCGUCCUGUAGCUUACAGGUGUGGGUGCACUCUGGAAGGAGGGAGGUGUGAUUUUAAUGUCUGUCUGGGGAUGGGGGAGGUUGGACUUAGCUCUCCUGCAUCCGAGUGAUUGCCACGGCAGUCUUUUGUCUUUUGCCUCCUUUGAAAAGGACCGUCUUUUCCACCUGACUCCAGGAAAGCAUUAAGAGCUGUAAAUCCUAAGUGAGAUGUGUCUAAUUCUUGACAGCUCUCCAGAACAUUUCCAUUUCGCUCUGUUCGCUGCUCUGUGUAAUAAAUAGUGUGUGGAAACCUUAUCUUUCUUACUUAGCACUUCCCAUGCUUUCCAUGGGGAUAUUCUGUGCUACUUAAUCCAAGCUCUAGUGCAGAAAUCAUGUGUUUAGCCUGUUAUUCAGAAAGACAAAAUGAUCACUUCUCUGUUUUCAGUGUUUAAAUCCAUUGGAAAUUUUGAGUUCUCCUAAAAUGAAGAAGAAAAGAUAGCCUUUUAGCUAAUCACCUUCACGUCUUUUGCUUUGGAAAGAAUACUCCAGGACUACUAAGUGACUUUCUCAAAACUAAAUUUGUUGCAGAACCUGCAGAAUUCAUAGAACUUGCACAUUUUUUGAUAAGAGGAAUGGUGACAUUCAAGUAAGAAGCUCUGUUUGGUUGAUUGCUUUUGAUGAGUUGAUUUCUAUUGGCAAAUGUAUGUCUCAGCCAAGAUUUUUCUUCAGUUUCCUGAACUUUGUUUUAAGGUCCGUUAUAAUAUUAGCUCUUGCCUCUGAUCAGGGUGAUCGUUGCAUUUCCAUGCUGUGUAAUUCACACCUUAAGAUAACGUCUGUUCACAUGGCUUAAAAGCAACACUGAUAUUCAGUCUGCUCUCUUGCAAACCACCAUUCUGCAUCCCACCACAGGUGGCGGAGGUCUAGCAUUCUGGACAGGGCACUGCAGCAAGCAUCAGGAAAGGGGAAAUAGCCUGAAUUAGGCAGCUUUAACACCUGUGAAUUUGGCCAGCCAGUGACUGUGAGAAGAUGACUGGUGAGGAGGCAAGGUGGUGGUUGCAGAAAUAAACAGAAAUCUGAUGUGGGAACCCAUAAAUAAUCAAACAGGGAAGGGGACAUCUCUUUUAGCUUUUAGAAACUAAAGCACUGAUGUUAGAACUUGCCCUGGGUGAAAAAUGCAGGAGAUGGAAGAGAGCAAAUCCCCUUGCUGGUUACUAAUAUCAGUCUGUUUGACUGGGGAGCAGAGGAGGUAAUUCUAGGGAGGCAAAUCACAGUAGAACCUGUAUGCGUCUGUGCUCUCACAUUUGUUUUUUAUGCUUUCUAUUAGGAGUGUGUGAUAUGUGAUCGGGGGAAGUUAGUCUCUAGAGGGACCCCUCUCACCAUUUACAGAGCACUCACAAACCACACAGGCUCGCUCAAAGUUUUGUGUCUAAAUUAAACCACAUACAGCGCCAGGCAGCGGCGCGGGGAAGGAUGCUGGGGGGUGACAACAGCUCGACAAGACGCCCAGUUCUUUUGGGCUCUUCUUUUGAGGCUGUGUUUGAUGCGUUGGCUUCCCAUCCGCUGCUCGUAACCAUCUCUGCUAUGAGUUCCUCGCAACGUUGCUGGUUUUCGAGGAACAGUCCGUUAUGCUUCAGUGAACGCACACAAAAACCGAGAGAUGGGUAGACAUGAUGAUCUGUGGUCCCUCUUUUACAUGUUGGUGGAGUUUGCAGUUGGUCAGCUUCCAUGGCGAAAGAUCAAAGAUAAGGAACAAGUUGGCAUGAUAAAAGAAAAGUAUGAACACCGAAUGCUGCUAAAACACAUGCCUUCAGAGUUCCACCUGUUUCUGGAUCAUAUUGCAAGCCUGGACUACUUCACUAAGCCAGACUAUCAGCUAAUCAUGUCCGUGUUUGAGAACAGCAUGAAAGAAAGAGGCAUCACUGAAAAUGAAGCCUUUGACUGGGAGAAGGCUGGUACAGAUAUCUUGUUGUCCACUAGCACCUCUACUCCACCACAGCAGAACACCAGGCAAACCGCAGCCAUGUUUGGUGUGGUUAACGUCACUCCAGUACCUGGCGAUUUGCUUCGUGAGAACACUGAGGAUGUCCUUCAGGGUGAACAUCUGAGUGAUCAAGAGAACGCUCCUCCCAUCCUGUCAGGCCGGCCAGCAGAAGGUCUCGGCCAGACACCAAACGCCGCUUUCAACGAGGCAGAAGUUUGGGAAGAGACAGAUGUGAAUCGCAACAAACUCAGGAUCAGCAUCAGCAAAACUCAGUGCAUGGUGGAAGAGGAGCAGAGAAACGGUGUCUGCCCCAGCUCCCCAGUCCGAGUGCCUCCGGAGUCCCCUACUGCGCAAGCGCGCUCCCUAAGAUAUCGCCGUGUGAACAGCCCCGAGUCAGAACGCCUCUCCACUGCUGAUGGCAAAGCAGAUCUACAUGAAAGAAGGUCUCGAAUGGAUUUACCUGGCUCUCCAUCACGGCUUGUGUGCUCCUCCCAGCCAGCCCAGAUGCUGUCCAUUGACACUGGCCAAGCUGACCGGCAGGCAAGUGGUAGGAUGGAUGUGUCUGCUUCGGUGGAACACGAAGCCCUUAGCAAUGCCUUCCGCUCAGUGCCACUUGCAGAGGAGGAGGACUUCGAUAGCAAGGAGUGGGUUAUCAUUGAUAAGGAGACAGAGCUGAAGGACUUUCACCCAGGUGCUGAGCCAAGCACCUCUGGAACCACGGAUGAGGAGCCCGAGGAGCUAAGGCCUAUUGAAGAUGGUGAGGAGAGGAGGCGCUUGGGGGCAGAUGCUGCAGUCAGGCCGAAGACACAUGAUGGGCGAAGUCGGGGUAUGCAGCCUGUGACUGAGGAGGACAGUUCCCACAGACAUGAAGGACCUUCUCAAACAGUGUCUGACAGUAAACACGAACAGCAGACAGGAAGUCCAGCCCACUCCCCCCUACACUCAGCACCAGCUAUCCGACAAAGGAGACGAGAAUCUGAACCUACUGGUCCUCAGAGACAGGCAUAUACACUGAAGUCAUUUGAAAUGAAUGGUCUGCCCAAGGCGGUGCCUUUAAGUUUGCCUUACCAAGACUUCAGAAAAGAUGUGUCAGACUACUGGGAGAAGCCUAAGGUAUCCCAGCGGAUAAAGAGAGUUGAUUUCUCAAAUGUUGUCCUAACUGCUCCUUGCAAACCCCUGGAACCUUAUCUGGAAAUGAAUGGAAAAGAAGAGGAGGAAGAAGACGAGGAAGAAGACGAGGAGGAAGAAGAAGAUGAGGAGGAGGCAGAGGAGGAAGGGGAUGAGAUUGACAUGCAUAGUGGUUCCAGCAGUGACCUGAGUCAAAAAAGCACAGAGCGCAGCCAGGAGUGUGCACCAUCCACACUCCUGGCCGAUGACCAGAAGGGAUCCAAGGGUCGAGCUUCCACGGCUGAUGGGGACCUGGAACUGGAGGAAGGCUCAAAAACACUAGUGCUGUUUUCACCAGGUGAUCUGAAAAAAUCCCCGGUGACCACAGACUUGGCUCCAGAAGUUGAUCUGGGGACUCUUGCCGCACUGACACCUCAGAGCGAGCGGCCGCAGCCGAUGGGUAGCCAACUAGAUGUAUCUGAGCCAGGGACCCUGUCCUCAGUCCUUAAAUCCGAACCAAAGCCUCCCGUGGCAGUGGCUACAGCUUCUUCCCCGUUUACCAAAGUUGAGCGCACAUUUGUUCAUAUAGCUGAAAAGACCCACUUAAAUGUCAUGUCUUCCAGCGGCCAGCUGAUGAGGCACGAGGAGUACUGUCCUCCGGGCCAGUUUGAAGAGGUGAUUAUUGAAGAGGAGCUGGAAGAUAACCUGGUGCUGGUAGAGAAUGGAAGCAUCCAUUCGGGGCUAGAAGGGGCAGAGACAGAGAGCUGUGCACUUUCGGCUAAUCACAUUGAAAUCGCCUCGGAGACGGUGGGAGAGCAGCAGACCAUUCCCAACGGCAUAGCAAAGCCUCCAGAGGACAAGCCAGAGUCCUUGGACAAAGUAGCACUCUCUCUGGAUUUGGAAGAGCCUGCCGAGGUGGUCACGAAGGAGCCUGAGCUUGAGAAGUCAGCGUCAGUAACAGAACACCUUAAGCCAGCAGAGAUCCUCCUGGACACACCACAGCAGGGUCCCAGGAGGCCUCUGGGCUCUAGGUAUAGAAGCCGGAUCCCCAUUUUGUUCUCUGAGGAGGACACUGGCUCAGAUCUCUCAACGUCACUCUCAGCCAAGGAGAGGCUUUAUAAGAGGGCAAAGCAACCUGACUUGGCUCGUCUCGUGAUGGAGAAGAGGCAAAACCGCCUCCUCAGGCUGGCCUCGGGGGCGUCCUCCUCAGCAUCCUCCAGCGACGAGAGGCGGCGGGCCUCAGAAACCCUGUCAGCCACCGGUUCUGAGGAGGACACCCACGACUCUGAUGACUCCAUCCCACGAAAGGCAGGGAAGGAGAAGGCUGGCCUCCUGGGGAAAGAAGAGAAACUCAUAAGCACAAAGAGCAGAAUUCCUCGGCCCAUCACGCCAGUGAAAACACCGCUAGAGGCCAUGAAGUCUGAGAGCUCCACAGCCGUGGCGAUGGCAGUGCUGUGUAGCUCCCCACAGGAUGCUGCUGUUGCCCACAGGCUUCAGGCACAGAGACCAGCUGGAAAUGUCCCAAACGAUGGCCGAACAACACAGACACAAAGUCGGCCUCCUCCUUCACCAAGUUCCACUUCUCUUCCUCCACGGAGCAGCUCACGGAGGUCCAGUUGUGCAUCCCCUCGGAGCCCUGUUCUUCCUUCAAAAAACCCCAGUGCUUCCCCCAGAAGCCAGUUGCUGCCUCGGAGGGAAAGUCCUUCUCCCUGCCGGCAGCAUAAGCCAGGGACUGCCCUUCAGCGAGUUCCACCUUCCCCCCGACCUCAGCCCCAAGCUCAGGCCCCGGGGCCAACAGGAGACUCCCUGCCCUCUCCUGGUGUGGCCAAAAAACGUCAAAGAGGAAAAACCCAGACUCAGAGUCCAGCAACCAAAGGAAAGCAGGUGUCCCCGGAAAGUAAGGCAGCUGCCAGAUAAUGAUCCUCUGCCAACCUGACAGACUGGGUAACUUCUGCAUAUAGUAUACACUUGAGAUGCUGCAGCACAGCCUUCCAUGCCGGAACCACGAGUGUAUAGCAGUAGCUGUACUUCAAUGCUUCACUCACUCUCCCCCCACACCGUCGCGAUCAGCUCCCACGGGCCUGAGAGCCUCUGAGCCACGGAGCCUUCUUCGAGGGAAACAUCCAGUCCGCAGCUCACGCUUGCUACUGCACAGCACCAAGCAGCACCCAGGCAGCCUGCCUAGUGCCUAACCCUCCCCUCUCCCUAGGCAUUCCCCUCUCUCUGUUAGCAAUACCAGUCGCCAAUACCGACCCUGGCUUCGGAAAGAGGAGCAGAGGUGAUGAGAGCAAGGCCUGCUGGGGAGGAAGGCUCCUGUCCUGCAAGCAGCUCCCUCCUCUCUCUUUGCUGGAGAACACCAGCCUUGGCUGCCAGCACCUGGGUGUUGGCUCACCUCCUGCCACCCGUGUAAGCGAAGGAUUGUCACCAGCUCGGCCAAGGGUGAUGGAUGUGUCGUGAGCUGAGAGAAGAGGAGCAGGAGAGGGGUGGAGGGGGUUUUGCUCUCCUUCCCAGAGGUGCCUCUGCAGGCAGGAGGGGGAGGCAGGCAGGUCUUGCUGGAUGCUCCUACCUGCUCCAGGGUGUCCCACAGAGGAGGCAGUCUGUUUCUGCAGAUGCCCAUGUGGCAGGUGUUUAGGUGGAAGUAGGGCUGUAUUGGCAGCUUGCUGGGAAAUCAAGAGCGCUUGCUAAUUGAUGUGGAAGAGAGCACACUGCAGCUGCUUCUGUCUCAAAUACCGAACUGUGACCUGCGGAGACCACAUCUCCCAACACGGGUGGUUCCUCUCAACCUCUCAAAGUGUGGUCGGUGCCGCAGUUCUGUAGUCCACCAGACACAGCUCCAUCCUGAAGAUGUGAAUAGUCACUGGAUGCCUUCAGCUCAGGUGCCCUCUGCACCGAAAUUCCUUGUGCUUUAUUGUUCACGCUCUUGGUGUUUGUGAAUUUUGGCACUGUGGUUGAAAGUUCCCCUACACAGCAGGGUGGGAAAUAAUUAUCCUGUAGUAUAUUCAAAAGCUGCUGCUUUGCAAGGAGAGGUUUGCUGGUACACCGUGGGUAUCUCGUGCAUUUCUAACGGGGAGAUCGGGUUUAUGUCUUUCUCUUUCUCGGUGCUCAGCUCUUCCACACGUUGCGUGAGAACUAACAAUGUGAAUACAAAAGCAAGGGCUGUGCUCUUCAAAUAAUCUUAUCAGAGCAGAAGCUUAGCUCUCACUUAGAAUUAUGCACCAACUUUUUAGCCCCCCAACUAAUUAGGAAGGUUUGAAAAUUUAAGCCAGGAGGAUUGAUACCUGUCUGAGCCUGAUGAGAUCUUGAAGUAGUCACAAAAUUUUCCCCUCGCCGCACAGGGGGAAACACUCCAGACCCGAAUACUUUGGGCUUCACUCCAUUGUCAUGCCUAAAAGAGGCUUUGCAUGAGGCAGAACAAAAAUGUGGAUGUUCUGCCCACCCAUUCCUGCAGCUGCAACUAGCAGCGUCAGUAAAUAUUUGCAGACAAAAAAGCUCGAUGGAGGAAUCUGGAUGGUAAUAACCUUGAUUCAUUGAACACACAUGCAAACAGCCACAUUCAUGGCCAUCAAGUCCAAGGAAUCCUGAAGUUGUUCACAUCUGCAGGAACUGCUCUGGAAAGCAUGGAGCGUGAGAGCUGUGAUGGGGUGGCUGGGAGAACAGGGCACUCCUUGAACAUCUGAAGAGGGAAAUGCCUAGAAAUAGGUGAUGGGAAUUACCUCUUUACACAACAGUUCCAGUGUUGGCAACACUAGGAAUUUAUGUUAUACAGCUCAAAAUGUUUGUUGUUCUCCUUAAAAGUUGUUCGCCCUUGUAGAGUAAGAAGCAUAGCUUCUAGGCUAAAAACACAUCCCAGCUCUCAUCUCUGAAGAGAAGCGUUGGGAACUCCACACCUAGGUUGUGGUUUGAUGGACUGAGCUGCCUUUGCCACCAACAGCAGAGGUCCCUCCAAGUUCCAGCUGCUUUUUGCACUGUCCCACCUUACGCUGGGGCAGCUGUUUGGUGAAGUGGCUGGGCACAUGGAUCCAGUAGGACAACAAGCACUCUGGUUUGCUGGUUUAGUUUUCACCUAUUCAUCAGUCAGGUUUAGCCUUUGGUCACACAAACGCUUCUGCCAGAAGUGGAGGAAGGAGAGGACAGAGAGUGCAUCCACUUCUUCUGGGGGCACGAUGCCUUCACAUGAGUUUGAAGUGUUGGUCCAAAUACGUCCUAAAUAUGCCCCACGUGUUUUGAAACUAGAAAACAGAAUAAACCCAAACUUACAGAUUCUUUCUGGAAAUACAAAUGGUAAUGACACUCCUAUUGCUUUGUCAAGAGACCAUUCAUUUUGGAGUGCUUAGAUGGUAAGACUUUGUCAGCGAAGCCAUUACCAGAUGCUCCAUCCAGGUCUUAUACAUGCCAAAAAGACAUUGAAAGAGCUUGGAAAGAGUGCUGUAGGACUAUUUAUAGGAUUAGCAAACCUGCCUUAUCGUGGGAGGCCAAUGAAGCACAAUCAUUGUAUUUGUUCAAUCCAUCUAGCACAGGAAAGCAGGAAAGACUGAGUAGCUGAGAAUGGCAGGUGAAGAAACUGGGCAAGCUUUUAGUUGUGAAUUGACUAUCCAGCGAAAUCUUUCACAGGAAUGUGGUGACUUUUUAUUAUUAAAAAGGUUUUCUGAGAAACCUCCGUGUCUUCUAAGAGGUCUUCCUACCAUGACCCAACCGCGAGUAGCGGGCAGGAUGCUGCUGACACCAAGGUGACAGCUCCCUGGUGUGGUGCAGUCAUUUCCCCAUCAUGCAAGACACAUGCCGCAUGUUGGAGAGCCACCAGAGAGGUCCCACAGGUUUCAGAAAGUCAGUGAAAGAUUUCCAGCACAGGAGAUAAAAGCCUUUCCUCGUGCUGUUUGACAGGGCUGGGCUGAUGGUGCAGCUGGAUCCACACAGAUCUGGGAGCACCGGCACGUGCUCCAGGAUUUGGUGGCUUGCUGGUUUGGGUUAACCCCGCAGGGCCAGGGACUCAUUCCCUACUUCCCCUCGGCAGGCAGAUGUUCAGCCAUCUCCAGGAAAGCAGGGUCCAUCACAUGGAAUAGCUUCUUGAGAAGAUAAAUGCCAUAGGUCUGAUUGUCCCCUCCUCCUCCUUAUUUCCUCCCCGGUUUUAUUGUUCAGCAUGAUGCCAUAUGAUAUGGAAUAUCCCUCUGGUUGCUUUGGGCCAUCUGUCCUGGGUCCUCGCUGGCAGGGCAGCACGAGAAGCUGAAAAGCCCUUCAGUGGUAGCACUGCUCUGCAAUAACUAAAAUAUCGUUGUGUUACCAACACUGUUUUCAUCACAAAUCCAAAACAUAGCACAGUGUGAGGCUCUAUGAAGAAAAUUAGCUCUAUCCCAGCCAAAACCAGAAUGCUUGCUCCCUGUUCCAGGUGUCAGCAGAGAUGCUGAAAGCAGACAAUCUAAGCUUUCUCUGGCCCUGAAGGACAAGGUGCCCUGUUACAACCCCAGAAGGCAGGAAAGGCAUGGCCCUGCUGUUCCCUGCCAUGGAACAUGGUGCACGGGCUCUGCCGAGCCUCGAGGACACGCAGGGAUGCUCAAACACCCCCAGUAGCAUAAGCAGAGAAGAUCCAGCUGACCAGACCAGAGGAAACAUGUAGAAAAAAUAAAUAAAUGUGCUUGGAGUUGGGGGAGGAGAAGCAGACUUCCCAACACUUUUCCACAUUUGUGGGGAUUUCUGGAAGCAGCCUGACACGACGCAUAGGUUCCCUGUUGGUGUGUUUGCUGCAGGAUCUGUCCUGGCCAGUUGCACAGGGCUGUAGUUUUUGAGGGGACUCCUGGAACAGCCCGCUGCCGUGCUUGUGUCUGUGUGUGCAUGUGUGUGGGUGGCAGGGAUGGUUUGGAUUUGCUCAGGAGUAUGCCCAGAGUUGAGCUUUGUGGGGUCUUGUGCGUGCUGGGAGCAAAAGUGUCUUUGAGUCUACCUGGUAUCGAGAGAUGCCGCAAACACUCUGCUGAGAGUUUUUGCUUUUUUUGGGAUCUGCAAAUGUCCUGCCUGCUUUCUUGUGUGCUGGCUGAGAAGAUGGGCUGCUAAAAAUGCAUCAAUGGGUGCUGUCUGUCCAGGAGACAUUUACAGAGAAACUGGGAUAUGGGAGUAUGGCAGAUCUGAAAGACAGUUCUCAGCACUGCAACAGCAUGACGACAGGUUAUAUGGGCAGAGGGAGCAAAAAGACUGAUGGUGCCCAUCAGGAUAAUGCCGUGGAAGAGCGUAAACACGUGCUGGAGACACUAACCUGAACUUGGUUGGCAGGACAUACACUUCUGCUUGUCUUGGUGCAAAAGGUGUUUCAGUCACAGGCAUCUCUGAGCCGUGCUUGGAAGUUGUGAGAGGCAGGACACUUUGCUUGCCCUUUCUAAGUAGAGAGUAUUAUAAUAUAUAUAUAUAUAAAUAUAUAUAAAAUUAUAACGAUAUAAUAUAAGUAGUGUCCAUUAUAUAUAGUGGCUAAAGGUUGAAAAGGAUCCUGGUACCCUCGAAGAAGUGCCCUGAUGCUACGUGACUUCCAGGGUGUGCAGGACCGUGCGGUGACGUGGGUGGCGACACAGCGUACCCCUCUGAGUGAGUGAGGCUCCACGAACCAGGGGCCAAAACACACCGCCUUGGACGGUGGGCAGCCCUUGUGCCUGCCAUCAGAGUUGUAAUAACCAUGGAUCUGGGUCUGGAGACCGCUCGGGUGGUGGCCCUUCACCGACACAAGCACGGUGUUGUGUGCUAGUGGCGUGCUUCGAUCCAAAGCAAGUUGUGUUGGGGCAAGAGUAUCUUUGAUGUUUCUCCUUCCCAGCACAGAGGUGUUUUCUCAGUAUAGAUCCUCUGUCAGAAGAUGGCUAAACAUCUCCUUACAGCCUGACCAGCUCCAGCAGUAGCUCGAUGGUCCCUUAGCACACCUCUCCCUUCCCUGUAUAGUUUACUGCCCCGUGGCAUGAUCCCACCACUACUCCUUGUGCACAGACACUGAUGCCCACCUAAGGCCUUGCUCCACACAUCAAUAAACUGCAGUUAAAUUAAUCCCGUGAACACGGUACAAGUCCCUUUGUGGACCUGAUGAGUUUGGCUUCGAACAAGCUUCUUCUGGCUUAACUGGCCCGUGCUCUAUCUGCGCUAGGCUGGUUUGACAAAGCACACAGGGACCACCUGGGCAUUUGCAACCACCUGUAACUCCAUCCAUUUGCCAGCUGCUCCAAGGUCCUUUCCUCUUGUUUUGUGUGUCUGAACCACUGAGAGCAGGGUGAGUGCCCAAGGACUCCCUGCUGGCUGGCUCCCACAGUCCUCUGCAGAACCCUAAAUAUUUUUUGCUCUUCCUCAGCCUCUUGCUGAUCUUUGAAGGACUGGGACCGUGCUGAUGGUAACAGCAGAGGCAGCUGAUGUUAAGAUAGCAGGAAGGGAGCUACCACAGCAAAUCCACGGGUAGGUUCCUAGUAGGGACCAAGGUGUGAGCACGGGUUCGCUGAGGGAGGCAGGGGCUGCUGUCUACGUGGCACUCGAGUAAAUGGCUGCUGGGGUACCAGGGUAGUUCUUGGGCUGCCAUCCGCAGGUGGUGUGAAGAACUCUGCAGAACACAGGGGCUAGGCAAGGAGUCCACAUCUAAAUCCAGUCCGUGUGUGAAAACCAGUGUCAGUGACACUGCUGUCGUGUGGGACCUGGGCCGCUUCUUCUCUGGACGGGAAUUGGAGCUGGAAACGCAGAUAAUUUUGUAUAUCUCCUUUCAACACAUUACCCUGGGACUCUACACUCAGACAUCAUAGCUGGCGCACCGAUGUUGUUUUCCUUCACCUCUUGACACAGUCCGACAAAGUCUUUUGGCCUGGAGACAGGACUCUUGCUCCUUGGUACUGUCUGGGAAUGCGACUGGGUCCCGAGGCUAAAUCUCUCUACAUAUCUCCUUUGCAUUCGUUAGGAAAGCAGCUCGAGAAUGUUUACACACUGCAAACAGAAUGUACAACUCCGACCAGGAACCACAAUCCGGUUCAACUGCAUGGCAAAUUUCUUGGCCAUAAAAUCUGGCAUGCAUCACAGAGGCCCUGUCUGUGUACAGAUCCACCCGGCAUUUGUCAUAACUUCAGAUCACGUCUUAAAAAAGAAAAAAAAAAUAAACGAUGAUGCCAUUUCUUGUUCAUACCAGACACAGUUGUCAUUAAAUUUGUUAUUAAAAGGGGGUUUCUUGAUCAUGCCAUUAAAAGCCUGUCUACCUUUUCA
Messenger RNA from Anas platyrhynchos (mallard), 19988 nucleotides. RefSeq names its product tau tubulin kinase 1 (gene TTBK1). The record is from RefSeq and is a predicted model, not a curated record. Gene Ontology annotation, molecular function: ATP binding; protein kinase activity. Gene Ontology annotation, biological process: protein phosphorylation. Lineage: Eukaryota; Metazoa; Chordata; Aves; Anseriformes; Anatidae.